AAAAUAUCCGCAGAUAUAUCAUGAACACCAAUCUAUUUGACAACCCUAGAGCUUCUAUGGCUGUAUCUACUAAACCGUGGGAGUAUCUUGCCAUCGCGCAUGUCGAGUCAUUAUCAUUGUUGAGCGUUGAUGAGAUCUAUGAUAAAAUCGACGGUUUAGUGAGACGUGAAGAAUGGAGCGCAGCUUUCCUCGACAUGAUGGCACUGUCGAGAUGAUAAUGAAGAAUGAAUGAAAGAAUGAAUGAUAAUGCGGUUAGACAUCGCGACAGGUUCUUUGAAACUGUUGAAACGGGCAGGAAAUGAAUAUUGAUGAUAUUGAUGAUAUUAAUGGUUUUAUGGUUUUGUGGUUUCUAGGAACUACGGAGAGGUUGCGAAUAGUUGGGAAAUUAUGAAGAGUCAAAAGAAUGUCCG
This is a messenger RNA of Aspergillus campestris IBT 28561, 410 nucleotides long. RefSeq lists its product as uncharacterized. The transcript has 2 exons. The record is from RefSeq and is a predicted model, not a curated record. NCBI's taxonomy places the organism in Eukaryota, Fungi, Ascomycota, Eurotiomycetes, Eurotiales, Aspergillaceae. Bases 21 to 215 code for a protein of 64 amino acids.